Molecule: messenger RNA, 3401 nt
Organism: Saimiri boliviensis boliviensis (Bolivian squirrel monkey)
Lineage: Eukaryota; Metazoa; Chordata; Mammalia; Primates; Cebidae
Gene: ZNF658
Product: zinc finger protein 658
Biological process (GO): regulation of DNA-templated transcription
Molecular function (GO): RNA polymerase II cis-regulatory region sequence-specific DNA binding; DNA-binding transcription factor activity, RNA polymerase II-specific
Source: RefSeq, a predicted model, not a curated record
CUGCGCAUGCGUAAACCCAGCCUCGCCGCCUGUUGUCCGGUUUCCCAGGCCUGAAAGAGACAAGGUGUCGGGGUUCUUAGGUCUGCGCGGGAGCCGAGGCUGCGCACCUGGGCUGAACCUCCACAGUUCUCUGCACUCUUCCAGGAGCAACAGAAAAUGAACAUGUCUCAGGCAUCAGUGUCAUUCCAGGACGUGGCUGUGGAAUUCACUCAGGAGGAGUGGCAGCGCCUGGGCCCUGUCGAGUGGACCCUCUACAGAGAUGUGAUGCUGGAGAACUACAGCCACCUCAUCUCAGUGGGAUAUUGCAUUACCAAACCCAAGGUGAUCUCCCAGUUGGAGCAAGGAGAAGAGCCAUGGUCCUUAGAAGAUGAAUUCCUGAAGCAGAGGUACCCAGGACAUUUUAAAGUUGAUAAUCACAUUGAAGGGAUCUGGGAAAAACAAGAAAAACCUCUGUGGAAAGAGAUAUUCAUUGAUGAUGCUGAUGAAACAUUGCAUAAAGAAGGACAGAAAGUUUUAGAAAAAACAUUUGAUCUGGAAAUAGCUCCAGAGUUUUUUGAAAAAAUACCCUGUAAAUGUGACUCACAUAGAAUGAAUUUGCCAGUUGCCUCUGAAGUAAUUAUAAGUGAAGGAAAAUAUUCAAGAAAGAAGGCUAAAUACAUAAAUGUAUAUGAGAAAUUGCAGCUUGAUAUUAAGUGUGAGAAAGCUCAUCCUGGAGAAGAAUCUUAUGAACAUGGUAAAAAUGUGAAAACUUGCAGUUAUAAGAAAGAUCAGCACUGGAAAUUUCAAAUGUUGGAGGGAUCUUUUGAAUGUGAUGGAUCUGGACAAGAUUUCUAUGAUAAGACAAUUUGUAUUACACCUGAGAAUUUUCCAACAGGAGAAGAGUCCUGUAAGGAUGAUGAAUUUAGAAAAAACUUUGAUAAAACCACUUUAUUUAACUACAUGAGAACUGACACAAGGGGAAAAUGCUCUGAUCUUAAUGAAUAUGGGACAUCCUGUGACAAAACCACCAUUGUUGAAUACAAUAAAAUUGACAUGGCUAUGACACACUAUGAAGGUAAUGAAAGGGGGAUUAAUUUCAGUAGGAGAUUACCCCUCACUCAAUCUCAGAGAACUAUUUCAGGACAGAGUGCUUUUGAAAGCAAUAAAUGUAAAGAAAAUUUUAGCCAGAAUUUGGCCCAGGUAGUACAUCAGAAAACACAAACUGGAGAUAAAUUUAGUGAAUAUAAUGAAUGUUCAAAUGCCCUCUACCAGAAAUUAGACUUAACAGAACAUCAGAGAAUUCACACAGGAGAGAAAUUCCACCUUUCUGAUGAACAUGGGAAAUGCAGAAAAUCCUUUUACCAGAAAGCACACCUCAUUAAGCAUCAGAGGACCCAUUCAGGAGAGAAACCUUACCAAUAUGAGGAAUUUGGGACAUCCUUUUCUUCAAGUUCACACUCUAUUCAGCAUCCUGGAACUUAUAUGGGAUUGAAACUUUAUGAAUGUAAUGAAUGUGGGAAAACUUUCUGUCAGAAUUCAAACCUCAGUAAACAUUUGAGAAUUCAUGUAAAAGAGAAACUUUGUGAUAACAACGGCUAUGGGAGAGCUUACAAGUCACCCCUCAUAGGACACCAGAAAACAGAUGCAGAGAUGAAACUCUGUGAUGGCAGUGAAUAUGGGAAGACAUCACAUCUCAAAGGACAUCAGAGAAUUCUCAUUGGGGAAAAACCCUAUGAAUGUAUUGAAUGUGGGAAAACUUACUCCAAGACAUCACAUCUCAGAGCACAUCAGAGAAUUCACACAGGUGAAAAACCCUAUGAAUGUGUUGAAUGUGAGAAAACUUUCUCUCACAAGACACACCUCAGUGUACAUCAGAGAGUUCAUAUAGGGGAGAAACCCUAUGAAUGUAAUGACUGUGGGAAAUCUUUUACCUAUAACUCAGCCCUGAGAGCACAUCAAAGAAUUCAUACAGGUGAGAAGCCCUAUGAAUGCAGUGACUGUGAAAAAACUUUUGCCCAUAAUUCAUCCCUCAGAGCACAUCAUAGAAUUCACACGGGGGAGAAACCUUAUGAAUGUCAUGAAUGUGGAAGGUCUUUUGCCCAUAUUUCUGUUCUCAAGGCACAUCAGAGAAUUCAUACAGGGGAGAAACCCUAUGAAUGUAAUGAAUGUGGGAGAUCUUUCACCUACAAUUCAGCCCUGAGGGCACAUCAGAGGAUUCACACAGGUAGAAAACCCUAUGAAUGUAAUGACUGUGAGAAAACUUUUGCCCAUAAUUCAGCCCUCAAAAUACAUCAGAGAAUUCACACAGGGGCAAAACCCUAUGAAUGUAAUGAAUGUGAGAAAACAUUUGCCCAUAAUUCAGCCCUUAGAGCACAUCAGAACAUCCACACAGGGGAGAAGCUCUAUGAAUGUAACGAAUGUGGGAAAACCUUUUUCCAGAAGACACGCCUCAGUACACAUCGGAGAAUUCACACCGGGGAGAAACCCUAUGAAUGUAGCAAGUGUGGGAAAACGUUCUCCCAGAAAUCAUACCUCAGUGGACAUGAGAGAAUUCACACAGGGGAAAAACCCUAUGAAUGUAACAUAUGUGGGAAAACUUUUGUGUAUAAGGCAGCCCUCAUAGUGCAUCAAAGAAUUCACACAGGGGAGAAACCCUAUGAAUGUAAUGAAUGUGGGAAAACUUUCUCCCAAAGAACACACCUCUGUGCACAUCAGAGAAUUCAUACUGGGGAAAAACCCUAUGAAUGUAAUGAAUGUGGGAAAACGUUUGCUGAUAAUUCAGCCCUCAGGGCACAUCAUAGAAUUCACACAGGGGAGAAACCCUAUGAAUGUAAUGAAUGUGGGAAGACCUUCUCCAAGACGUCGCAUCUCAGAGCACAUCUUAGAACUCGCUCAGGGGAGAAACCCUAUGAAUGUAGUGAAUGUGGCAAAACCUUCUCUGAGAAGUCGUAUGUUAGUGCACAUCAGAGAGUUCAUACAGGGGAGAAACCUUACGAAUGUAAUGUAUGUGGGAAGCCAUUUGCCCAUAAUUCAACCCUCAGAGUACAUCAAAGAAUUCACACAGGGGAGAAAUCCUAUGAAUGUCAUGACUGUGGGAAAAUGUUCUCCCAGAAAUCACACCUUUGUGCACACCAGAGAAUUCACACAGGGGAGAAGCCCUAUGAGUGUAAUGAAUGUGGGAAGGCUUUUGCCCAAAAUUCAACUCUCAGAGUACACCAGAGAAUUCACACAGGGGAGAAACCCUAUGAAUGUGGUGAAUGUGGGAAAACUUUUGUCCGUAAGGCAGCUCUUAGAGUACAUCACACCAGAAUGCAUACUAGAGAGAAAACCCUAGCAUGUAAUGAAUUUGGGAUGUCUUGAAGGAACUCAUACCUUACUACAGGCGUCCCCAAACUUUUUACACAUGGGGCCAGUUCACUGUC